Molecule: messenger RNA, 2144 nt
Organism: Neurospora hispaniola
Lineage: Eukaryota; Fungi; Ascomycota; Sordariomycetes; Sordariales; Sordariaceae
Product: FAD/NAD(P)-binding domain-containing protein
Exons: 3
Coding region: 272-2005 (577 amino acids)
Molecular function (GO): NADH dehydrogenase activity
Source: RefSeq, a predicted model, not a curated record
UACAAGGCCAAGCAACCAAUCCUAGCUGACUCGCUUAUCACGCCGCCACAGCCUUCUGCUAAAGCUUCAGCUUUUCUUAUCCCCCGCCUCCCCUUCAGAAUCCUUCCAUUUUGCUUUCUUUCUCUCCUUCUUCCUCACCUAAGCACACCUAAUUUCUUACCCCCACCCUCCCUCCGUGUUCUUCCCCUCCCCUCUCGAGGCCAUCUAGGUCGCCAGUCCCAUAUCGCGUCGUCGCGCUCGUCAAUCCGAAAAAAACGACGAACGACCAACCAUGGCGUCCACAUCCAGAGCUCUGGGCAGGCUUUCGGCCCCCUCUAUGGGCGUUGCCCGUCUCCAGACCCAGGCCGUUUCUAGGCUGCUCAGCUCUGCGCCUCGUCGCGCUCUCAUCUCCGAGUCCAGGCAGGUUGCUGUCACUCAGCAGAUUCGUCGCGCCCACACAGAGACUACUCCUCUUCCUGAGCCCCCCAAGGAACGUCGUCGGUUCCGGAAGUUGAGGUGGCUCUGGAGGGCACCUCUCUUCGCCUCCCUCGCCGGUAUCGCCUAUGUCGGUUGGGGUGUUUACGAAGAGAGAAACCCUGGUCCUCAGGUCGAGCCUGACCCGUCCAAGAAGACUCUCGUUGUUCUUGGCACUGGCUGGGGCUCCGUUUCUCUUCUCAAGAAGCUCGACACUGAGCACUACAAUGUCAUCGUCAUCUCGCCCCGCAACUACUUCCUAUUCACUCCCCUGCUCCCGUCCUGCACCACCGGUCUGAUCGAGCACCGCUCCAUCAUGGAGCCCAUCCGCACCAUUCUGCGCCACAAGAAGGCCAACGUCAAGUUUUACGAGGCUGAGGCCAGCUCCGUGGAUCCCGAGCGCAAGGUCGUCCGUGUCCUCGAUACCUCCGAGAUCCGAGGCGACGUCGUUGAGACCGAGAUCCCCUACGACAUGCUGGUGGUUGGUGUCGGUGCUGAAAACGCUACUUUCGGUAUCCCCGGUGUCCGUGAGCACACCUGCUUCCUCAAGGAGAUUGGUGAUGCCCAGCGCAUUCGCAAGAAGAUUAUGGACUGCGUCGAAACUGCUGCUUUCAAGGGCCAGUCCCAGGAGGAGAUUGACCGUCUUCUGCACAUGGUUGUCGUUGGUGGUGGCCCUACUGGUGUCGAGUUCGCUGGCGAGCUCCAGGAUUUCUUCGAGGAGGACAUCAAGAAGCUGAUUCCCGAUAUUGCUGACCGCUUCCGCGUCACCCUCAUCGAGGCUCUUCCCAACGUCCUUCCCAGCUUCUCCAAGCAGCUGAUCGAGUACACCGAGAGCACCUUCAAGGAGGAGAAGAUUGACAUUAUGACCAAGACCAUGGUCAAGAGGGUCACCGAAAAGACCGUCGAGGCCGAGAUCAGCAAGCCCGAUGGUACCCGUGAGAAGAUUACUCUUCCCUACGGUCUCCUCGUCUGGGCCACUGGCAACGCCGUGCGCCCCGUCGUCAAGGACCUCAUGGAGCGCAUCCCUGCCCAGAAGGACUCUCGCCGCGGUCUUGCGGUGAACGAGUACCUCGUUGUUCAGGGUACCCGCGACAUCUGGGCUGUCGGUGACUGCGCCGUCGCUGGAUACGCCCCUACCGCCCAGGUCGCCUCUCAGGAGGGUAACUUCCUGGCUGGCCUCUUCAACAACAUGGCUCGCACCGAGGUCCUUGAGCAGCGCGUCCGCGAGCUCAGCGGUUCCCUCAACCUUGCGCCCGGAAACGCUGCCGAGAUCUCCAAGGAGAUUGAGGAGCAUGAGCGCCAGCUCCGCCGCAUCAAGGACAUCAAGCCCUUCCACUACUCUCACCAGGGUUCUCUUGCCUACAUUGGAAGCGAGAAGGCCGUCGCCGAUGUGAGCUGGUUCAACGGAAACCUUGCCUCUGGUGGCAGCCUUACCUUCCUCUUCUGGAGGAGUGCUUACCUGUCCAUGUGCUUCAGCACUCGCAACCGUCUCCUUGUCAUUAACGACUGGGUCAAGUCCAAGCUCUUCGGCCGCGACGUUUCUCGCGAGUAAACGACCUGCCGCAUCUAUGGCAUGACUUGAAAUUCAGUAUCUCCUUCUUGCACGCUCUUUUGGCAUGUUUAGCGUGUCUCUUGUAUAGCGAGUGCGGACCUGGGGACUUCUUUGCCUUUUCUUCUUCUGGAGUCUCGGG